This is a messenger RNA of Desarmillaria tabescens, 1155 nucleotides long. RefSeq lists its product as uncharacterized. Bases 85 to 1092 code for a protein of 335 amino acids. The record is from RefSeq and is a predicted model, not a curated record. NCBI's taxonomy places the organism in Eukaryota, Fungi, Basidiomycota, Agaricomycetes, Agaricales, Physalacriaceae. The transcript is spliced from 7 exons.
CCAGCCACCACGGCAUGUCAUGGUUAUCUUCUUCCAUCGCACUCUCUUUCUUUCUUAUUCUGUUCUCUCAAAUUCCUUUGCAACAUGUCAUUCAGACUCGGACACGCCCUUGACAUCGUGGUGUGCAUCGUGUACAAGCCGGAUAAAGCCACGAGGCUGCUCGAUGCCCAUUUGAAGGAUCUGGCCAUGGAGAUGCGUAAAGAUUUAGAUGCGAUGAAGAUGCCUCAUCCGCCGGAAGCCAAUAUACGGCCACCGACACUAGAAGGGAUAGUUUUCUCGUGGACGACGAGAAAAUAUUCUCCGUUAUACAAUAUCAUUCAUCAGACCGCAGAUCAUCAAGACGAUGACAUGAUGGAGUACAAAAAGACGAAGGACCUUUGUUCCAUCGAUAAGAUAAUUGUUUCUGAGGGGCCUCCAACAGACUUUGAAAAACUGUCAAAGCCAUCUACUGGAAAACGCGUUUUGGAUUUGCGAUUUCCCCGUUCUCAGUCUGACACCACGCAGACAAGAAGUUCAGCAGAUCAGCGGCGCGAAUCCCUAGCGAGCAAUUUUGAUCAGCGCGUAAAGGAGUACGAGGACGCGUGUCGUGCUGUUACAGUUGCAGCUAACCAAGAGUCUAUGCCGCGAUCCCAGUCGACUUCCCAAGAACCUGCUGUUAGGAAGCCACCUGCACCCGUCACUUUCGUGCCUGCAUCAAAGACUUCAACGGACCAAUUCUUGGCAUUCUUUCCUGAUGCUGUGAGGGCCGCUCCCACCGAGCCACCACCCAAAGACCCGGCGCCGCCUCCAGAAAAUGAACAGGUGUCAAGUCUCAUGAGGGAGUACUGGGAUACGCGCAGAAAGAUGACUGCUAUCAUUGCUCAAGCGGAGAUGGUCGAGGAGCGUCUCGAGAGGAUGGGCGUCAUACAACCCUUGGGGAAACGGUCUACAGCAGAUCUUCCGAAGCUUCUCGCGAAAGCACAGCUGGAUCUUCUUCGAGAGCGGGCAGAGAGAAGUCAUAUGGCGAACGUGCUCGAGGAUGUAGAGCGGGAGUGCAAGUCUCCUGUCAUUGUGCCAGAGUUGCUUAGAGCUGUGAUACAUUCGAUUGUUUGAAUGUAAAUCUAUGUAUGCUGUUAUACAGUGUAUUCUGUGAACGGAGUUGGAUAUUUUCCGAGU